AGACAGAUUGAUAGAUCUCUAUUUUGUUUGUGUCUUGAUGUGAUGGACGGUCAUGAAGAUGAAAAGUCUUGUCUGCUGAGAUGUCUGGCAGGAAAUGCAUAUAAUCGUUGGUUUGACAAGUCUCUUUCUGUUAUUGUUAAUAAUGAUUGUGUGUCGGCUGUCAAUUUUGAACAUUCUUGGGGCGAUGGAAUUUCAGUUUUGCGUUUUAUUAACGAAAUUUCUGACAAAAUUAACAGGAAUAAUUCUGUUUUUGAAGAAUUUAAUUUUGACUCAAAAUCAAUUUCUCAAAUUGAAAAUGCCAGAAUUAAGCACGAAACUAAACUGAAUUCUCUGAAUAUUGAAAUUAUACAAGAAAACAGAAUAAAUAAGAAUAUAAUCAAAAAACACAAAUUAGGCCCAGAUGCAGUCAUCCAAAUUCUCCUCCAAGUGGCUUAUCGACGGGCAUUUGAGACCAAUGUCGCCACAUAUGAGUCUUGUUCUACUGCAGCGUUCAAAUGUGGGAGAACUGAGACUAUUCGUCCUACCACAAAUUUUGCGAUUGAGAUUGCCAAAAUGAUGUCAAAAAGAUCGAAUGUUCAGAAAAAGUCUGAACUUCGAGAAUUAUUUAUAAAAGCAAGUGACGCUCAUUCUCUGUUAGUCAAAGAUGCUGCUACGGGUUGAGGAUAUGUAAUAUUUUAAGGAAAAGGAUUUGACCGACAUUUAUUUGCUCUUCGGUGUAUUGCGGAAGAGUCUAAUAUAACUAAUUUGGAAAUAUUCCAGGAUGAUAAUUACAAAUUUAUGAAUCAUUUUGUACUUUCUGGAUCAACUUUGUCAGGUCCUGCAAUUAAAUUCGGUGGAUUUGGCCCGGUUGUUGACGAUGGAUAUGCCUUUGGGUAUCAAAUAUCGAAUGAUAUGUUCAAAAGCAGCAUUGGUGGGUAUGAUUCAUUAAAGGUUGGGAAACUUUCUGGGGCAUUGGAGGACAGCUGGUCGGAUUUUGUAGAGCUUAUUAGUUAACUAACUAUUUAAACAAAAUUAACACAGUAAAACAU
Messenger RNA from Octopus sinensis (East Asian common octopus), 1028 nucleotides. Its product is annotated as carnitine O-palmitoyltransferase 2, mitochondrial-like. NCBI's taxonomy places the organism in Eukaryota, Metazoa, Mollusca, Cephalopoda, Octopoda, Octopodidae. Gene Ontology annotation, biological process: fatty acid beta-oxidation. The record is from RefSeq and is a predicted model, not a curated record. The transcript is spliced from 5 exons. Gene Ontology annotation, cellular component: mitochondrion. Gene Ontology annotation, molecular function: carnitine O-palmitoyltransferase activity.